AAGAAAAUGAAGAAAAUUUCCAUAAACGAGUUCUAUGAGAUUAUUUCAGAACCCAUUAUGUUAAAAGAAAAAGAAAGAAAAACAGUGCAACAUUCUGAAUUACCCGAGGUGGACGAUGAAUUGUCAGUGUCAUUACGAAUGAGACUUAAGAGUCAUCAUUCUGGUUGGACCACUGUUUUUCGUAAAGGUAGUGACGAUGAAGUAGUACUAAUGCGUACACCUGGACUCUUCCUAUAUGCAAACAAUUCCAAAUUACAUCCCCGUUUCACAGGAAACUGGGAGAGUAAUGCAGGAAUCGGUGCAGUUGGGGAUGGGCUUCUGUUUAAUAAAUGGUAUCAUAUAACUUACACACUUUCCGAUCGUGAAAAAAGAAUGGAUAUCUACAUAAAUGGUGUAUGGACUGCAUUCAAUGCUAUCGAAAAUGUUCAAAUGCAUAAAGUUAAAUUUAAUGAUGCACCAUUGCAUAUUGGAUGGUUUGAUGGUGAAAUUGAGUAUGAUUAUAAUAAUAAUUAAGUUGAUCUAAAUUGUAAAU
Rhizophagus irregularis DAOM 181602=DAOM 197198 is the source of this 532-nucleotide messenger RNA. RefSeq lists its product as uncharacterized. The record is from RefSeq and is a predicted model, not a curated record. Lineage: Eukaryota; Fungi; Glomeromycota; Glomeromycetes; Glomerales; Glomeraceae.